Pimephales promelas (fathead minnow) is the source of this 1162-nucleotide messenger RNA. The record is from RefSeq and is a predicted model, not a curated record. Lineage: Eukaryota; Metazoa; Chordata; Actinopteri; Cypriniformes; Leuciscidae.
UAUAAAGGGAUCAGUUGCGAAUAUGGCAUCAAUUUGUGCGGUGGUGGCUCACAUUUUUCUCUGUCUAAACAUCGUCAAAGUUUGCUUAGUGAACUCGUCAGAGCUGACCGGAGAUAUUCCUGCAACAGAACCGUCAUUCCACAGUCCUGCUCGAGACAUGAUGACUGUUAAUAUGUACAGAGUUUAUGAUAAAUACAGCAAGAAGCAUCAUCAUCAUCAUCAUCAUCAUCAACCUCGACAGAACGUCAAUACAAUCCGAAGCUUUAGAGGAGUCCAAGAGCUGUCCCACCACAAAGUUGUUUUCCGCUUCAACCUGACCUCCAUCCCCGAUUCAGAGACGAUACUGACGUCAACUCUACACUUUCUUGACCAGCAAGUUCGUCUGCGGCCUUGGGCCUGCCGUCGUUCCCGCGGAUCCGCGUGCCGUCUCCAGCACCUUCAGUCCCUCGCCGCGACACAUCUCAUCAUUAGAGGAACAUCGCCAAACGCUGCCGUCCCCUCUCAGCUGUGCAACGUCACACUGUCCCCGAACAGAAAGCUGCUUUGGCAGGUGACAGACGUAUCAUCGGCCAUCAAACAAGCCCAUUCGAACGGCGAACUAUCGAUCGCCGUUGAGUUUGACUUCGGUCACCACAGACGUCAUGAUCGCUUGCCUCCUCACAGUCUGCCGUUCAUUCUUGUAUACGCUGACGACGUUACCAUAACUGAACCAAACAGCAUUGCUAUGAGUUUACAGAGAUACAGUCCGUCCACUGUGGUUGAGGAGACCCGGACCAAAGCGCCCACUGCUUCUUUAAACUCUAGAAUCAGAAGGGAACUGGAUCACUUGGAGAAUAACUACCUUCCUGACGUCCAGUACAACGACCUGAAGAGCAGGGAGUUAUGGGACGGCGGCUUCUUUGCGAAAAAGCCCAAACCACUGUCAAAAGGCCAGGGCUAUCACGAGGGAUUGAGAGGGUCGCAGGAGCUCACCUUUGACGAGAAGACCAUGAAAAAGGCGAGACGCAAGCAGUGGAGUGAACCGCGAGUGUGUGCGCGCCGUUACCUGAGGGUGGACUUCGCAGACAUCGGUUGGAGCGAAUGGAUAUUAGCGCCGAAAGCAUUUGAUGCCUACUAUUGUGCAGGAACCUGUGGAUUCCCGAUUCCAAAGGUAAGGGAAUAA